Messenger RNA from Chionomys nivalis (European snow vole), 1932 nucleotides. RefSeq names its product C1GALT1 specific chaperone 1 (gene C1galt1c1). Bases 137 to 1093 code for a protein of 318 amino acids. The record is from RefSeq and is a predicted model, not a curated record. Lineage: Eukaryota; Metazoa; Chordata; Mammalia; Rodentia; Cricetidae. Gene Ontology annotation, molecular function: N-acetylgalactosaminide beta-1,3-galactosyltransferase activity. The transcript is spliced from 2 exons.
GAUGAAACCAACGAGAGGACACCCCCUGCGUCUAGAGCAGCCUGCUCGGGAACGUAGCUGAGUGGCCGGUGGACGUGAGAGGAAAGCCGCGUCAGGCUGUGCUUCCCUGCCCUUGAGCCGUUCUAGAUGCGGAAAAAUGCUUUCAGAAAGCAGUUCAUUUUUGAAGGGUGUGAUGCUUGGAAGCAUCUUCUGUGCCUUGAUCACUAUGCUAGGCCACAUUAGGAUUGGUCACGGAAACAGAACACACCACCAUGAGCAUCACCACCUGCAAGCUCCUAACAAGGACGAUAUCUCGAAAAUCUCAGAGGCUGAACGCAUGGAGCUCAGUAAGAGCUUCCGGGUAUACUGUAUUGUUCUCGUAAAACCCAAAGAUGUGAGUCUUUGGGCUGCAGUGAAGGAGACUUGGACCAAACACUGUGACAAAGCAGAGUUCUUCAGUUCUGAAAAUGUUAAAGUGUUUGAGUCAGUUAAUGUGGACACGAAUGACAUGUGGUUGAUGAUGAGGAAAGCUUACAAAUACGCCUUUGAUAAAUACAGAGACCAAUACAAUUGGUUUUUCCUUGCACGCCCCUCUACUUUUGCUGUUAUUGAAAAUCUAAAAUAUUUUUUGUUAAAAAAGGAUCCAUCACAACCUUUCUAUUUAGGACACGCUGUAAAAUCUGGAGACCUUGAUUAUGUGAGUGUAGAUGGAGGAAUUGUCUUAAGCAUAGAAUCAAUGAAAAGACUCAACAGCCUUCUCAGUGUUCCUGAAAAGUGUCCUGAACAAGGAGGGAUGAUUUGGAAGCUAUCUGAAGAUAAGCAGCUAGCAAUCUGCCUGAAAUAUGCCGGAGUAUUUGCAGAAAAUGCGGAAGACGCCUAUGGAAAAGAUGUAUUUAACACCAAAUCUGUUGGACUUUUCAUUAAAGAGGCAAUGACUAACCACCCAAACCAGGUAGUAGAAGGAUGCUGUUCUGAUAUGGCUGUUACUUUUAACGGACUGUCCCCUAAUCAGAUGCAUGUGAUGAUGUAUGGGGUGUACCGGCUUAGGGCAUUUGGACAUGUUUUCAACGACGCCUUGGUUUUCUUACCUCCAAAUGGGUCUGAGAAUGACUGACAAAAAGCAAGAGCAUGUAUUUGCUAAGCACAUUAAGACACAUUACCAUGGUUUCUAAUUGAUAAGGCAUCUAACACAGAAGUGUGUUUCUUUUUCUUAUCUGGUCACGCUGGUAUAAUCACACAUUGACGUCUACUUGUACAUUUUCAAAUGGAAUGGCAUUUGUGAGAAAUUUUAAUGUGUUAGAAAUAAAUGUUUUAAGAAAAGCAAUUUUGCAAAUACAUAUUUAUAAAUAUUAUAUUUAUGUGAUAAAGACUAAAUUAUAGACAUUAAAAUCUGUGAUGUAUCUUUGCUUAUUAGUUUUAAAUUUUUAAUGCAUCUUUUUAGCUUCCUAAUAUAUGCAAAUGAGAUCUCUAGUGAAUUUGUGAUUAAAAUAAUACUUUUAGCCCUGUGUUUCCUUUACUUUUCUGUGGGGACAGGGAUGAUUGAAGGAGGUAGGAGCAGGAUCUCACUGUGUGGUCCAGGCUGGCCUAGGCCUGGCAGUUCUCCUUAGCCUCCUGAGUGCUCGUGUUAAUGGUGUGUGCCACUAUGCCCAAUUGUUUCCUUUACUUUGUUUGCAUGUAGAUUUGUACUCUAAGCCACAUCAAUGCUAACAGGUUUACUCUCCUAAAAUAAACAACAAAGCAAUUAAGGAAGUGUUCGUUAUCACUUUUAAGACUUCAGUUCUGUCCUCGUGAUAACAUGCAAGUUAUUACGUAGGUUAAGUAAUAUUCAUGAAAGUAAAUUAAGGGGCAUUCCUGAGCACUCACACUUUGCAUUUACUCUAUACGUCAGCAUUCAGAGCAUGCAUUUGUAAUAGCGGCUAUGAAAAUUGUAAUGCCAUUUAACUAGUUUCACCC